GAAACAACACUAACCCUAAAUCAUUGAAUUCUUCACUUUGAAAGUCCAGAUUGUCAUUAAUAAGACAUUCCAUUACGGUCAAUAACAUAGACACAUCACUAGCUAAGUUAUUAACUAAGUAAUCAUGAGAAAUUAACAAUUCAUAACAAGAUAUCUUUCAGUAAUUCCACUAUAAACAUUUUCAAAUUUACUGUUUCAUUAGUACUGUUAAUGUUCUUCACUAUUUUCUCUUUAUGCAUUAUUGAGCCUUACGUGAAACACUGUUAGACCAGAUCAGAAACAGCAUACAUACGAGGAGAUUGUGUGGUGAACUUCUUGUAGAUUCUGGAUUACCGCUAUCUUCUGGAGUCAGAACAGAUCCCCAGAGCAACUUAAUAAGUGCAGAGAAGUCGAUGUUUGGAGUUAUAUACACAAUUUUUAGUGUUUUUCUGAUUGUUCAAGAAGUUUAGCAGAUCUACUUUCAAAAGUAGUUCCAUGAACUCGAUUGGUGCAAGUGAACUAUUCCAUCAGACUUGAACCAAAAAUCCACUUUGUUAUUGGUCCUUACAGAACUUAUUUCUGUCCCUUAUCUAAUAUCUUUGGAGAAAUCAUCCAAGACAAUUAACUUAGGGCGUAUAGACACAAGCCAUAUAACUCCGGUUUCUUCACUAAGAAUAUUUCACCCUGCAUUUUCGUGACAUUGGUUCAUUUCUUCGUGUGUUUUAUCUAACUCAACAUAUCACAUCUGUCCGGCUCGAGAAUUGGUAGCUGCGAAUUCUUGCACCUCUGAGACUAGAAUGUCCCGGGCUAACUACUGCAAUGGGCUUCAAGCCUGUAGCCUGUUUCUUCCAUAUUUAUUUGACAGAAAUUACCCCUCCCCUUGCUUCUCCAACUGACAGUAUGCCGUCGGAGAAUAACCCUCUCGUUACUCCUAAGCCUAUUUCCAUGCAUCGAAGUGCUUCUUUCGGGACACCUGGUGUUCAAGCAGAUCGAAGGAGUGCUAAACCAGACUUACCAAGUCCUGGGAGGUUUCCAAUAAAAGGAAGUGAGGAUUCUGGUCUUGGAACCAACACCAAUUUCAAUCCUGCUUCUGUUAGGCUUCAAACACACCCAAGCGUAGAGAUUCAACACACUCCACUGUCCAGAAAUAGUUCUUUCUUUGGCUCGUGCUCCAGCCUCCCCACUAACAAUGUGAUGUUACGGAAAGAUGGACGAGCAGUAACCUGGCAACAAGAAAUUGACGGAUUAGUGAAGAUGUUAAGUGCUGUGUACGCUAAGCUAUUAGUGGUGAUGGGUUUGUGUUUUCCACUAGCUGAAGUGAUAUCACACAAAAUUCCAACUUCUUACUAUGAGAAAAAAAAGUUUGAACAUGCUUCACACUGCGGCAGUUUUUACCUUCGCCUCGGUGCUGUAGCAUUUGGUAUUGGUAGCAUGAUCUAUUCUGCUCUGGAAUUUGGACAGUUUUUUGAAAUAGAUUCAAGCUCUCCUUGCUACAAUCUCUUGUACGGACUUACUCCCUGUACUCGAAUGACAUUCACUUUUAUCCAGAUGUAUUUCAUAUUUCUAAACUCAAGGAACCUGAGUGUCUGGCUGCACGUGCUGGUGCAGGAAACCAAACACGAGAUCGUAACUAUCAUCAAUCCAAAUCAUACUGACCUUAUCCCAUCGUUUGUGCUGGAGAUGAAAGAUAUGUUACAUGGAGAGCACAGUUUGGCGGAACGAUCAGUGGAUCAUGAAAUGUAUGUGGGUCAGGACUGUAGACGUACGAACAUCCUCGGACAGUUGGUCCAGGAUGCGAGUUCUUUCCUUUUCCCGUGUACCAUUGAGUACAGUCUAAUCUGUGCUGCCAUCUUGUAUAUCAUGUGGAAGAACAUCGGGAAGACAAACAGUCGAUCAGAGGGCUCUGGCAUCCAAUCUUCCCGUCAUCGAGAUCAUUACACCGUAGACUGUACCAAGGCCAACAAAGGGCUCUUCACGGGAAUCAUGGUCCUCGUAUCUGCUAUUAUAAGUUUGAUCCUUUUUUUUGUGUUAAUCAGUAAAGAAUCGUAUAAAAGCAUGGCAGUUAUGGAAGUUCACGUGGUGGAGCUCGCGCUUUACACGCUCACGUCCCUAGCCGUCGUUGUAGCACUAGUACAGGUCAGAAGACUGAAAUACAACCCCAACAGGAGUGAAGAGCUGGACAACAUCUUGUUGAUAAUAGCGCAGGGGGGACUAUAUCUUUUUACGAUGUUCAAUAUCAUUGGUGGACACUUCACUAUGGAUCAGAAUACGGUAUUGGUACUGUUGUCCGCACUAGCCUGCUUGAUCCAGGGCACUUUACAAACUAUUUUUAUUCUAGACGCUUCCCGUCGGUACUGUAGAAACAGUGACCAGAUGAGAAAAAAGCCGGGUCGCGAGAUGGUCACUUUUCUUCUGGUUUGUAAUUUUGCCAUGUGGUCCAUCAACACUUUAGAGACCCGCCGAGCAGACUCCAACCCAGUCCAGAUGAACUUUUACGGAUUCUGGGCUUGGACAAUCAUCACCCACGUCACUACCCCACUUACCAUAUUCUUCCGGUUUCACUCGACUGUCUGUCUGUGCGAUAUCUGGAAACGGAGUUAUAAAGUGAGAUCAGAUUUGUAAAGAAAUUCGAUGUUUCUACGAACUGAAACGGUUUCCGUCCAUGUAGAGAAAAGAAACUUGAUGACCGAAGAAAGAAACGUCCUGACAAACUCAGAGUUAGAAGAUUUAGUUCAUACACCUACAUAUACCUGACUGAUGGGAUUUAUUAAACAUUUGUUUAGAUUUACUCUUUAGAUGUUCGAAAACUGCCACCAGGUGUCGCAAUUAUAACAACUCAAAACUCACGAAACCAGAACUGUGCGAAUGGGAAACUUCACAAAAUAUUAUAUUUUACGUUAUUUAUAACAUUUCACUAAAAGUUAGUAAGUGGUUAAAAAAAACAAAUAAAUCCCAAAACAACGAUUUGUAAUGCGAAAUAUAUUACAGUUUUAACACGAUAAGAAACUGAAGAAUGUUACAUAAGGAUAGAAAACCUGCAAUGGGAAGGUUAAGAACAAAGAUCGCUACUUUCUCUGGUCCAGUUCUUGUUUAAGUCCAAGGUUCGAUCUGAUACCAGAGAUUAAUUUCUCUCUCUGUUUGAAGCUUGUACGUAACGUUGUUGCUGGAUACCACGCAGAACAAUAAUAUAAAACUGUUGGUUGAUGUUGUUGUUCAAGACAGCAUAUAAACUGUUGGUUGAUGUUGUUGUUCAAGACAGCAUAUCAAACUGUUGGUUGAUGUUGUUGUUCAAGACUCCAAGACAGCACAUAAAACUAUUGGUUGAUGUUGUUGUUCAAGACUCCAAGACAGUAUAUAUAACUGUUGGUUGAUGUUGUUGUUCAAGACUCCAAGACAGCACAUAAAACUAUUGGUUGAUGUUGUUGUUCAAGACUCCAAGACAGCAUAUAUAACUAUUGGUUGAUGUUGUUGUUCAAGACUCCAAGACAGCAUAUAAAACUGUUGGUUGAUGUUGUUGUUCAAUACUCCAAGACAGCAUAUAUAACUAUUGGUUGAGGUUGUUGUUCAAGACUCCAAGACAGCAUAUAUAACUAUUGGUUGAUGUUGUUGUUCAAGGCUCCAAGACAGCAUAUAUAUAACUGAUGGUUGAUGUUGUUGUUCAAGACUCCAAGACAGCAUAUAUAACUAUUGGUUGAUGUUGUUGUUCAAGACUCCAAGACAGCAUAUGAAACUGUUGGUUGAUGUUGUUGUUGUUCAAGACUCCAAGACAGCAUAUAAAACUGUUGGUUGAUGUUGUUGUUCAAGACUCUAAGACAGCAUAUGAAACUGUUGGUUGAUGUUGUUCAAGACUCCAAGACAGCACAUAAAACUUUUGGUUGAUGUUGUUGUUGUUCAAGACUCCAAGACAGCAUAUAAAACUGUUGGUUGAUGUUGUUGUUACUUUGCGCUAUUAAACCAAUCAACCAACGAACAAUCAUUGUCUGAGGACGAACCUGAGUUGCAACAACAAAGAUACUAGAAUAUUUUCUUCGAUAUAUUUUGUAUAUUACAACUAGGGAAGAGUGAUCAUAGUGGCUUAUUACAACUAGGGAAGAGUGAUCAUAGUGGCUUAUUACAACUAGGGAAGAGUGAUCAUAGUUGCUUAUUACAACUAGGGAAGAGUGAUCAGAGUAGAUUAUUACAACUAGGGAAGAGUGAUCAUAGUGGCUUAUUACAACUAGGGAAGAGUGAUCAGAGUAGAUUAUUACAACUAGGGUAGAGUGGUCAGAGUGGAUUAUUACAACUAGGGAAGAGUGGUCAGAGUAGAUUAUUACAACUAGGGAAGAGUGAUCAGAGUGGAUUAUUACAACUAGGGUAGAGUGGUCAGAGUGGAUUAUUACAACUAGGGAAGAGUGAUCAGAGUAGACUAUUACAACUAGGGAAAAGUGGUCAGAGUAGAUUAUUACAACUAGGGAAGAGUGAUCAGAGUAGAUUAUUACAACUAGGGUAGAGUGGUCAGAGUAGAUUAUUACAACUAGGGAAGAGUGGUCAGAGUAGAUUAUUACAACUAGGGAAGAGUGAUCAGUGUAGAGUAUUACAGCUAGGGAAGAGUGAUCAGAGUGGAUUAUUACAACUAGGGAAGAGUGAUCAGAGUAGAUUAUUACAAGUAGGGAAGAGUGAUCAGAGUAGACUAUUACAACUAGGGAAGAGUGAUCAGAGUAGAUUAUUACAACUAGGGUAGAGUGGUCAGAGUAGAUUAUUACAACUAGGGAAGAGUGAUCAGAGUGGAUUAUUACAACUAGGGAAUAGUGGUCAGAGUA
Molecule: messenger RNA, 4778 nt
Organism: Limulus polyphemus (Atlantic horseshoe crab)
Lineage: Eukaryota; Metazoa; Arthropoda; Merostomata; Xiphosura; Limulidae
Product: otopetrin-2-like
Exons: 8
Coding region: 799-2601 (600 amino acids)
Biological process (GO): proton transmembrane transport
Cellular component (GO): membrane
Molecular function (GO): proton channel activity
Source: RefSeq, a predicted model, not a curated record